Purpureocillium lilacinum is the source of this 1359-nucleotide messenger RNA. NCBI's taxonomy places the organism in Eukaryota, Fungi, Ascomycota, Sordariomycetes, Hypocreales, Ophiocordycipitaceae. The record is from RefSeq and is a predicted model, not a curated record.
AUGCAUCAAAAGCUCAGGGUCUUCUGGCCCCGACAAAUCAAUACCCGCGGGCUGACGCACCUGUACUACGCCUUUGCCUACUUUCACCCGACAACGUUCCAGAUGAUGCCCAUGCACGAGGGUGACGUUCCCUUGUACGGCGAGUUUACUUCUCUCAAGAGAAAUGGGCUACAGACAUGGAUUGCAGUCGGAGGAUGGGCUUUCAAUGCUCCAGGCCCGACACAGCAUGCCUUCAGUGAUAUGGUGUCAAGUGCUGAGAACCGUGCAGCUUUCAUUUCUUCGCUCACUACAUUCAUGGAAACGUACGGCUUCCAGGGAGUCGAUAUUGACUGGGAGUAUCCCUCUGAGCCCACUCGCGGUGGCCGCAAAGAGGACGCCGCAAACUUUGUGCUCCUGGUUAAAGAGAUGAAGACUGCCUUUCAACACAAACUUUUCGGAAUCAGUGUUGCUCUAGCGCCUGAUUACUGGUACCUUCGUGGAUUUCGACCAGGAAAAAUGCAGGAAUACGUCGACUUCUUUGGCUUCAUGUCAUAUGACUUGCAUGGCCCAUGGGACACCGAUGUUCGAGCACUUGGGUCCAUUGUCCGCCCUCAGACCGACGCCACCGAUAUCAAGAAGGAUCUCCUGCCACUUGUCCAAGAGGGAGACGACCCUGAUACGGAUGAAGGAGACGACCCUGAAAACGAUGAAGGAGACGAAGUCUCGCUACCGCCGCCGGAUGAAGGCGACGGAGAAGAUGAGGGGGACGACGUAUGCGAGCCUUCGGAUUCACCCACUGACGGAGAGCCAGAUGACCAAUACGACCCAGACGACCCCGUCAUCAGCAGCGCAAGCACUACAAGCAGCUACCAGAGCACCCGGACGACCAGUAGCGAAAGAAGCACGCCGAGGACGACCACCACCACAGCCACCAUCAAGCCUGCCCCGACUCGAAAAUGGGAAACCCCAAAUUUCCCCGAGAGCUCUAGUCGCUGUUUCCACGGCGGGCAAUGGAGCCACCGCGGACGUCUCAUCCAAGCGAUUGAGCACUUCUGCGGCGAUUUCGAAAACAGAGCAGUAUAUUCUGGAUACAGCGUCGAGAAAACCGAAGACUUCAACUCAUCGCCUCCGCACUGGGAGGCUGCCGACAUGAGGGUCGUCAUGAAUCUCUCUAUCAAGAAAGGGUGCGAGUGGGUAGUAGAUCAAGCGCAGUGUCGAGAGGAACUCCGCAAGCCAGUUGAUCUAUGCGACAUGGAAGGGGAGAACCACAAACACGGAGGAACACUCGAGAACAACUGCAUUAAGUGGUCAAUUGAUCCGCAAGGCUGGCUUGAUGACCAUGAGAGGCCACUGCCCCAGCCAACGCCCAAGGUCAGCUAA